Messenger RNA from Anopheles coustani, 1483 nucleotides. RefSeq names its product probable cytosolic iron-sulfur protein assembly protein Ciao1 (gene Ciao1). Gene Ontology annotation, molecular function: protein binding. Bases 49 to 1074 code for a protein of 341 amino acids. Gene Ontology annotation, cellular component: cytosolic [4Fe-4S] assembly targeting complex. Gene Ontology annotation, biological process: iron-sulfur cluster assembly. Lineage: Eukaryota; Metazoa; Arthropoda; Insecta; Diptera; Culicidae. The transcript has 2 exons. The record is from RefSeq and is a predicted model, not a curated record.
AAUGCAGCAAAGCAACCAUCCGUAGGCCGUUUGUGUUUUUCCACAGCAAUGGGCAAGCUGGUGUUUCUGCAAUCACUGACUGGGCAUGCUGGGCGCGUGUGGAGUGCGGCCUGGCAUCCGGGCGGUAAAAUCUUUGCCUCGUGCGGCGAGGACAAAACGAUACGCAUCUGGACGAAGGCGGACGGCGAACGGUGGACCGCGCAGACGGUGCUAGCCGAUGGUCAUUCUCGAACGAUCCGGGACGUCAGCUGGUCGUACUGUGGCCAGUAUCUGGCGUCGGCCAGCUUCGACACCACGGUGGCAAUCUGGGAUAAGAAAUCCGGUGAAUUUGAAUGCAACGCUACGCUGGAGGGGCACGACAACGAGGUGAAAAGUGUAACCUGGUCCCGGUCGGGGAAUCUGCUAGCCACUUGCAGUCGCGACAAGUCGGUGUGGAUUUGGGAAAUACACCAUCACGACGACCAGGAGGACGAGUUCGAGUGCGUGGCGGUGCUGAAUGUGCACACACAGGACGUGAAAAAGGUAUGCUGGCAUCCGCACGAGGACAUCCUAGCGUCCGCCAGCUACGACAACUCGAUCCGCCUCUACAAACAAGACACGAUGGACAACGAGUGGGGUCCGUGCGCGCUGCUCGAAUCGCACAGCUCGACCGUGUGGAGCAUAUCGUUCGACGCGUCCGGCAAGCGGCUAGCAUCCGGCAGCGAGGAUCGAACGGCCAAGAUAUGGCAGCUGUACGAGCCGGAUAACGCGCUCGGCAUACCCUGCCCCGACAACCAGCCGGUGUGGAAGUGUGUUUGCACGCUGGCCGGUUUCCACACGCGCAGCAUAUACGACAUCGAUUGGUGCAAGCAGACCGGGCUGCUCGCGACGGCCUGCGCCGACAAUCUGGUGCGAAUAUUCAAGGAGGCGGCCGACUCGAACCCGAACGAGCCCACCUUCGAGCUGCUCGCGACGACCGCCGGUCACACACAGGAUGCGAACAAGGUGGUUUGGAACCCGGUCUGCCCCGGCAUGCUGCUGUCGGCCAGCGACGAUGGCGAAAUUAAACUGUGGCAGUGGGAUGAAAGUGAUUAGGUGCUGAUACAUUUCGAGCGGGAGGGAAGGGUAGAUAAGGGGGUUGAGCUUCUACCCAUGCAGUAGCCAACGGAUACAGGUGAAUUCAUUAAUAAAUGAGGUAAGAGCAUUUAAAAAGGCUCGACAUUCGUGCAGCACCACUGGAAAUGAGACUAGCCUUUUUUGCCUGGUUGUGGAUUCAACAUAUUUGUGUUUUUCAUUAUCUAGCUUGAUUUUUCUAAUAUAAUCAUAGUACUCUAAUAAACAGUUAUGUUAUCAGUUUAUUUCAGUUGCAAAGUUAGUCUAGGUAGAUAUAAAAGAGCGAAAGAAAACAGUCUGAAUACUGCCUGAAACACUUGACCAAUAGGAAUGUUUUUAUGAAUAUCUUUGCAAUUGUUAAACGGUACCAAGUUGUUAAAUAAACCAAAUA